This is a messenger RNA of Cydia pomonella (codling moth), 2664 nucleotides long. RefSeq lists its product as uncharacterized. Lineage: Eukaryota; Metazoa; Arthropoda; Insecta; Lepidoptera; Tortricidae. The transcript has 14 exons. The record is from RefSeq and is a predicted model, not a curated record. Bases 1 to 2448 code for a protein of 815 amino acids.
AUGAAUAAAAAGAAAUUAAAAAAUGCAUAUGCUGCUGAAGACUAUCCAAAGGAAGUCCUCGACAGGAGAAGAGAACUAUAUUCAAAACUUGAAGAAGAGAGAGAGAAAGGCAAAUACGCGUUCAUAAAAUAUGACAAACUAGUCAUCAAAGAGGGGAAACCAGGAAAUGAAAAGCGGAAAAGGGAAGCAUCAUCCUCGCCAAAUGUAACGGAACAGCCCCGCAAACAACAAUCAACAACAAAAACACAUCGAUUGAAUGCAUUUGAUGUAAUGAGAAAUAGAUGCAACUCUCUGUCUACUCCAAACUCACCAAAAAACUCAACAGAGGAUGAAAUUGAUAAAUUCUAUAAGGACCUUGAAUCUGCUCAUACUAUGUCUGAUGAGAAUGUUAUAGUGAUGGGGGACUUCAAUGCCAAAAUUGGCUGCCCCAAAUCGGAUCAUUACCCAGUCAUGGGCAAACAUGGCUAUGGAGUGCGCAAUGAAAGAGGAAAGAUCAUCAAACUAUCUCUAUAUCAAUCAUCUAAAUCGGUUCCUAAACGGUGCGGCCACUGCAACACGGCCAUCCUGCUCGUUGUCACGUCCCUGUGUUCGCUGUACGUGUACUCAACUCACCCACUGUGUACAUGUACACCGACCUGGAUAUUACUAAGAAUUAUAGAGAACAAUUUACAAGAGGCCUUGAAACUGGACAAAGGCAUGGGCUGCGAAAUACCGAAGCUGGACCCUUUUUCUAAGGAGGUCACAAAGUUUGACAAGAAGCUGCCAAAGAUCAAGUGCCAAGGGCAGGACUGGGUCAAAUGCUAUCACUCUAAAUGCCGAGUAAUGGACGCUAUAAAACACCUCUACGAAGACAUAAUAUGUACAUUCAGAGACAUUCUGUACCAGAGCGACCAUGAAUAUACAUUUGGACCUCCUAAAAAAGUGGGAGGAGAUGAGAUAUAUGAGUUGAAGGAGAGUGACCAUGUUAAGGUGCUAUGUGUUGGGAGCAAGAAAGGCAAUAACAUCAAAGCCGAAUACUGGUCCGGCAACAUACUAGGGUUCCGGCCCGUCUCACCGCUCCCCUCCCCCCCAGGGCGAGAGGACGCGUUCAACGUCGUCAUAUUUGGCUUCGACUCCACAUCCAGAAAUGGCUUCAUCAGGCGGAUGAAGAAAAGCUGGCAGGUGUUGAAGGAGUUAGGAUAUACUGUUAUGGAGGGGUACAACGUCGUAGGAGACGCCACGCCUUGGGCCCUCUUCCCCAUCCUCCUGGGCAAGACAGAGCUGGAACUACCCGACGUUAGAAUAGGCAAGGACAGCGGGAGUCUGCUGGAGUCCUUACCUUUCAUAUUCUACAAGUUGAAGCAGGACGGGUACCGCACAGCAUACUUCGAGGAUAUGCCAAAAAUCGGCACCUUCCAAUACCGCUUCACCGGCUUCCACCGCCAGCCCACUGACCACUACCUCCGUUCUUUCUACUUGGAAGAAUUCAUCAAGAGACCCUCCCCCUUCCAUUGGUUGACUGAUCGGACAAAGUACUAUUGUGUAGGAGACACACCACAGUUUAAAGUCAUGAUGAAUAUAACUGAGCAGUUCCUGGAGCUGGACGGCAAGCGUUUCAUCUUCACAUUCAUCGCGGACAUCACGCACGACGAAUUCAACCUUAUCGAGAACGCCGACGACGACACCGCUACGUUGCUGCAUAGCCUCAUGUCAAAGGCUGAAGAUACGCUUAUAGUUGUCAUGGGAGACCACGGGAUAAGACACGCGAAAGUUCGUAACACGUUCCAAGGCAAGCUGGAGGAGCGCCUGCCGCUGCUGGCGCUGCGCCUCCCCGCGCGCCUGGCCCGCGCGCGCCCGCACGCGCAGCGCGCCCUGCAGCACAACGCGCGCGCGCUCACCACGCCGCACGACCUGCACAGCACCAUACUCGACGUGCUGGACAUGAGGCAGCAUUGGAACCCGUACAAAGUGCCGGGAGCAGAUUAUACUAGAGCGCUGACUAUGUUGGAAGCGAUCCCUCGCAAUCGCUCUUGUAGCGAGGCAGGCAUCGAGCCGCACUGGUGCGCUUGCCUCGCGUGGCAUAACGUGUCUACCAAUGACCCUUUAUACGAGAAAACUGCGCACGCUCUCCUCAACUACAUCAACUCGCUAGUCGCCACAGUCGGGGACCGCUGUAUCCCCCGAACCCUAACCUCGACGUCGUGGGUACUCCGUGCCAACAGACGGCUAGAGCUCAAGAAUGCUCAUGGCUUUGGCGGCAAGACUAAAGUAGCCAACGAGAACUAUCAGGUCAAGAUAAUAGUAGGCCCCGGACACGGCAUCUACGAGGCGUCGAUGACGUAUCUAGUCAACGAGGACAAGUUCAUGAUACACACGAGGGACAUAUCGAGGACUAACGCUUACAGGAGCGAGCCGGACUGCAUCAGCAAGACGCACCCGCACUUAGACCCGUACUGCUACUGCCGUUGAAUUGAAUCCGCCAUAAGAGAAACAUCUUAAGAGCCAAUUACAUCCACACUCGCUAUCGUCCGAUGUCAGGCCCGACGUCGGGCCCGAGCAAGAAUAUUUUUCCGUUCCUAUGUUGUUGUAUUUUGUGAUGAAAUAACUCGUCAUAUGAAUUUGUGUUUGUAAAUAUAUUGAUAUUACUAGUAAAGAAAAUUAUACAGAAAUACGGUGCAUACAAAA